This is a messenger RNA of Pistacia vera, 1322 nucleotides long. Its product is annotated as protein DEFECTIVE IN MERISTEM SILENCING 3-like. The transcript has 6 exons. Lineage: Eukaryota; Viridiplantae; Streptophyta; Magnoliopsida; Sapindales; Anacardiaceae. The record is from RefSeq and is a predicted model, not a curated record. The coding region runs from base 448 to 885 and encodes 145 amino acids.
UUUGCAAAGUCCAAAAACGGAGUCCAGUGAGAUACCCUCAUAUUCUGAUAGAAAGUUACAACUUCUUGAGGGCUCAACUCCCCUCAAACAUGUAGGAAACCUUGCGGUAUCCAUCGUAAAAACUAAGAAGCUUCAACUGAACCUCAAAUGUUGACUGAUCCAUACUCCUUGCUUACAAAAGAGGAAAUAACAAGACAGAUUGAAAGCGGGGGUCAAUCUGUCGCCGCUGUUCUCUGUUGUGUUGGUAAGGAGUUUCCACUCCACGAAUCAAGGACUGAUUUCAUUGAAGAUAUUGUCGGCCUUGUCGCACUUACUGGAAAUGCUUGGACCAGCAAGCUUAGCAAGCAGUGGUAGUUAGCAAAUCUCACCGGAGUUGGAGCGGUGACUAGAGCCGGGCUCGGAGAAGAAAAGGGGUUUAGAGAGGAGAGAGUGUAUUUAAGGAAUUAAAUGGUGGGAAAACUUGCUUAUGCCAAACCUGGGCCCUCCACAGGGGAGUUGGAUGGCAGUGAUCCUCAGAGGAGGCUAGCCUUGCUAGAGCCUAUUUUACCAUGUGGGGACACCCCACCAGGUUUUAUGGGGUAUGCAGUUAAUAUGGUUGACCUAGAUGAGCAUCAUGUUUACACGAGGACAAGUGCAAGUGAUGGUCUUAGGGAGACUUUGUUCUACCGACUCUUUGGUAAGCUUCAAGUUUACAGAAUCCGUCAAGACGUGAUAAGAGGCUCAUGGUUGUACAAAGCAUUGUUCUAUAUCUCUAGAUGGCGAGAUUUUGAAAGAGAAUGGACUUAUUUGUCUUGGGCACUGGAAUCCGACAAUAUGUUUUCCAGUUGUUGGGCAGGUAGAUAUGCUUCCAUUUUCAGAAAGUACAGAAAAAUUGAACCAAAUUGAAGAAAAGAAAUCGAAGUUAGGUAAGCUCGUGUGCUUAAAAGAGAAACAUACUACAGCUCUUGAGAAAGCUUUGAAGAAGUUUAAUAAGAAAAAAGAAAAGUAUAAGGAACAUAUGUUUGAAAUCAGUCCAAAAUUGAGAGACUAUUACUUGGUAUAUGGAAAUCCAAAGGAAGAAUAUUUGAGAAAUCUCUCCUAGAUGAUUAGUUCAUCCGUUUUACCGCUGUAUAGUCAGAAAAUGUAUAUACAUUUGUUGAUAUCCAUAGUACCAUAGCAUAGGAGGGAAAAUUUACAAUUGUAAAUGCCAUGUAACUGACAGAUUAACUCAGUGGAAUUUAAGAGUUUAUGCUAUAGAAAUCAUAGAUCAACUCCAAUCCCUCUUAAGAGUUUAUGCCAUAGAAAUUACAGAUUAUAGAUUACAGCAAAGUGAAUCACUUGGG